Melampsora larici-populina 98AG31 is the source of this 252-nucleotide messenger RNA. RefSeq lists its product as uncharacterized. The record is from RefSeq and is a predicted model, not a curated record. The transcript has 4 exons. NCBI's taxonomy places the organism in Eukaryota, Fungi, Basidiomycota, Pucciniomycetes, Pucciniales, Melampsoraceae. Bases 1 to 252 code for a protein of 83 amino acids.
AUGCUGGAGAGUCAAAUUUUCGUUCCAAUUCAAACAAUGUGUUACCCAAACACGGUGGGGUGUUUGAAAUUGAAUCAGGGGAACAUUUCGCUCCCGCUUGGCAUGAUGUUGAAAACGAACCAUAUUCAGAUGAAGGCACUGAUCAGUAUAAAUCUUAUCAAAGCCGCGCCCACGCCAGCAAUAGCCCUCCAACUUCCCCGAGAUCCUAUUUCUUGUCGCUUGGAUCUUCCUAUAAAGCGCGGGAUGCCCUAA